AUGUACAGAAUAGAUGUUUCAGAUUUUUAUGACUUCCAAGCAUUCAGAAAUAUGUGUCCAUUUCGAGACUAUAACAAAGCAGUCGAGAAUUUGAAACGUUUAGUCAUUUAUGUCGACUCUGCCCCAGAAUGUUAUGUUAUGAAAGAAUGGGAUGUAGUCUUUAACAAACCUAAAGCGACAAUAGUUUCAGAACAAGAAUGUAGACAGAAACUUAAGAAAAUAAAAGUCGUACAAGUUGGCAUGAAGAUGUUAGAUGCUUGGGAUAUCUUAUUGUCAAAACUUGAAGAUUUUUCAGUUCGUGGUAUAAAAUUUUAUACACCUUCUCCAAACUUCUAUUCUAUAUCUUCACUGGAUAUAAAUACGAACAAGUAG
Messenger RNA from Trichomonas vaginalis G3, 372 nucleotides. RefSeq lists its product as uncharacterized. The transcript has a single exon. The coding region runs from base 1 to 372 and encodes 123 amino acids. The record is from RefSeq and is a predicted model, not a curated record. NCBI's taxonomy places the organism in Eukaryota, Parabasalia, Trichomonadida, Trichomonadidae.